AUGGGUGCUGGACAGUCGUCAACGAGCGGCGCUCAGGAAGCCGCGCCCGAGGCACAGAAGACGGGCUACUACACCCUCCUCGGUAUCGAGCGCGAUGCCACCGAGGACGAGAUCAAGAAGGCCUACCGUCGCAAGGCUCUCGAGCUACACCCUGACCGCAACUAUGGAAACGUCGAAUCUGCCACCGCCUUGUUCGCCGAAGUCCAAUCCGCCUACGAAGUCCUUUCAGACCCACAAGAACGAGCUUGGUACGAUUCACACGAGACUCAGAUCUUGCGAGGAGAUGAUCCAACCACUGGAGGCUCUGGUGGUGGCGAGUACGAAUAUGGCAACGUGAAGAUGACAAGUGCCGAAGACCUGGCUCGCAUGCUUCGAAAGUUCAACAGCGGCGUCGAGUUCACCGAUGCUCCCUCAGGCUUCUUCGGCUACCUUCGCGAGACUUUUGACCAGCUGGCUAAAGAAGAGGAGGCUGCUGCUCACUGGGAGGGGCUUGAUCUGCCUGACUAUCCCUCCUUCGGCCACAAAGAUGACCCAUACGACGAUGUGCCCAAGUCCUUUUACGCCGUUUGGUUGUCCUUCAGUACCCGCAAGUCUUUCGCCUGGUGCGACAAGUACCGCUUGUCCGAGGCGCCCGACCGUCGCUAUCGCAGGCUGAUGGAGAAAGAGAACCAACGCUUCCGAGAGCAGGGUGUCCGCGAGUUCAACGAGUCCGUUCGCGCCCUCGUCGCUUUUGUUCGCAAGCGAGAUCCUCGGUACAUUCCCAACACUCAAACAGAGGCCGAGCGACAAAAGGUGCUCCGAGAUGCUGCUGCUGCUCAAGCUGCAAGAGCAAGAGCUGCCAAUCAGGUCAACACAGAGGACUCUGCCAUUCCUGAAUGGGCACAAACAAUCACAAAAGAUGAGCAUGAAGGCGUCAUUGGAGAGAGCGAAUCAGAGGUCGAGGAAGUCUUUGAAUGUGUCGCAUGCAAGAAGACUUUCAAGAGCGAAAAGCAAUGGGAUGCGCAUGAGAAGAGCAAGAAACAUCAGAAGGCUGUUCAAGCACUGAGGAAGAAGAUGCAGAAAGAGAACGCGAACUUGAAUCUGGAGAGCGAGCCAACAAGCGGAGAUGCCACACCACUCGAUCUCGAAGACUACGAACGCCUACCCGAGGAUCAAUAUCCUAUGAUGGAAGAUGAGCCUUUGCAAGUGGACGACUAUCCGGUCAUUGACGACGAAACUGCAGCGAACAUGAACAACCUCACGCUACAUGAUGAUGUGUCUGAGUCUGGAGACGACGAAAUUACACAAUCAGUCAAGACUAUGGAGGCCAGCGAAAACCCACCAGAGGAGACUGCAGACACGAUUGACUCCUCGGACGAUGAAUACGCCCCUGCAUCGCAAGUAAAAGCUCGCCUUGGUCAGGACCCUCCCUCGAAGCCAGAUAUUGCAUCGACCAUCGGGGACUCCGAUUCAGACACGACACCUGUACAAGCACCAAAGAAGGGCAAAGCUGCUCAGAAGAGAGCAAAGAAGGCCGCUGCCGCUGCAGCUGUCUCCGCGGAGCAAGAAGAGAACAAGUUCACAUGUGCAACGUGCGACGCCAUGUUCCCUUCUAAAACUAGACUGCACCAGCACAUCAAGGACUUCAAACAUGCUGCUCUCAAGAACGUCGCUUCUGUUGGCGGUACGAAAGGCAAGAAAAGCAAGAGAUAG
Molecule: messenger RNA, 1692 nt
Organism: Aureobasidium musti
Lineage: Eukaryota; Fungi; Ascomycota; Dothideomycetes; Dothideales; Saccotheciaceae
Source: the annotation of a GenBank genome assembly